AUGCUGGGCUCAGGCGGGCCGACUCAAGCGGGCCCCGUGGCGUGAGCGGAGUAGAAAUGUAGCCCGGUCCAUGCGGCGUUUCCCUGGAUUGUGCAGAACUCUGGGUACGGCGGCCUCAAGACAGGACCUGGUCUUCGAGCUCUAGAGCUUCGUUGACGGGUCCUCAGCGCUCUGCGAGAAAAUUGGCGCAAACCCCGUGGAGAAUCUAGAAAGAGUAGAUCUAGCCAGCUGGUAACCAUGAGCGAAUGGAUGAAGAAAACCCCUGUAGAAUGGGAAGAUUACGUUUAUAAAGAAGUGAGAGUGAUAGCCUGUGAGAAGGAGUAUAAAGGAUGGCUUCUAACCAUAGACCCAGUCUCUGCCAACAUUGUCCUCGUAAACUUCCUUGAAGAUGGCAGGUUGUCUGUAACGGGAAUCAUGGGCCACUCUGUGCAGACUGUGGAAACCAUAAGUGAAGGGGACCACAGAGUAAGAGAGAAGCUGAUGCAUUUGUUUACAUCUGGAGACUGUAAAGGAUACAGCCCCGAGGAUCUGGAAGAGAAGAGGACCAGCCUAAAGAAAUGGCUGGAGAAGAACCACAUCCCCGUCACUGAACAGGGGGAUGCACAAAGGACUCUCUGUGUGGCUGGGGUUCUGACUAUAGACCCACCAUAUACUCCAGAAAAUUGCAGCAGCUCCAAUGAGAUCAUUCUGUCCCGAAUUCAGGAUCUUAUUCAAGGACAUCUUUCAGCUUCCCAGUGAGAGGCCAAGCACUGUGAACAUGCUGACUUGAGCGUUUGGUUUUGUAUUCAGUUCUUCGAAUGUAAGUUGAUUGUAUUACAAGACAUCAGGAGCACAUGAGGGUUAGAGGUGCGUGUGCGUAUUUUACGGUUUUGUUCAGGUCAGAUCAGGUGAGUGGAUGAUGAGUGCUGGGUUCCUUGGGAAUUGAAGAUACAAGAGCAGUACCCCCUGCACUGAAAAAACACAGGCAAGUCAGAUUAGAAAGGAGCUCUUCAUGUGUGUGAUUUAAGAUAAAUGCCCUUUUUGUGAGACAAGAAUGCAUUUUGAAUAGGUGUAACAAUGAAAUAAAUUUGCAAAUUUCACUAUAAGAUAUUAAAGUAGAAAUCAGUCUCAGGUUCCUUUGACU
This is a messenger RNA of Mus pahari (shrew mouse), 1123 nucleotides long. It is a transcript of the gene Gemin6, whose product is annotated as gem nuclear organelle associated protein 6. Gene Ontology annotation, biological process: spliceosomal complex assembly; spliceosomal snRNP assembly. Gene Ontology annotation, molecular function: RNA binding. The record is from RefSeq and is a predicted model, not a curated record. Gene Ontology annotation, cellular component: nucleus; SMN complex. Bases 238 to 738 code for a protein of 166 amino acids. Lineage: Eukaryota; Metazoa; Chordata; Mammalia; Rodentia; Muridae. The transcript is spliced from 3 exons.